This is a messenger RNA of Prorocentrum cordatum, 1511 nucleotides long. The record is from the annotation of a GenBank genome assembly. NCBI's taxonomy places the organism in Eukaryota, Dinophyceae, Prorocentrales, Prorocentraceae.
CUCCUCCUCCUCCUGCUCUUCCUCCUCCUGCUCUUCCUCCUCCUUCUCCUCCUCCUCCUCCUCCUCCUCCUCCUCCUCCUCCUCCCUCUCCUUACCUGUGGUAGUGGUGGUGGAACAUGGGCCCAUCAAAGGACUCUGUUUUGAGCGGCGUGGGUCCUCAGGAGCGGGAGGAGCCUGCAGAGGCAGCGUGGAGAGAGGUGGGCCUGAGAUAUUUCUUCAAGGGCCAAAAGGCCGGGCAGGGCAAGAUCUGCGUAUUCCGCUGCCCCGGCGAAAAGGGCACCGUGCCGGCAAGAGCAAUCAGAGCUUGCCUCUGCAACGAGGCGGGCGUGAACCUCUCUCGCUUUGCGGCCUUCUCCUACUGCAACUCUUGGGGCGGAUUCCUCCCGCUGCCGCACGGAGACGAGGAGGCGGUCUCCACGGUGCCCAGCUUGGCGGGACGGCCGCAGAAGGUCCCCUCGGAGCAGCAGCCCAGUGGCGAGCAGCCGCCGGAGCGUGAGUGCGUCGACGUGCAGCUGGAGGAAACUAUGGGUUUCACGUCUCGUGCCUUGCAAGAGCUGCGUUUGGAGGCUCCGGCGGGCUUCUUUGGUAUUGGCAUCGUCCGUGGGAAAACGGAGACGAAUCACGGGCUGCUCUGGCGAAGCGCUUUCCAGCUUGGCGCCAGCUUCACGUUCAGCGUGGGCGCGCGCUACGACCAGCGCCGAGACGGGAUGACCGACCGGGCCCACUGUGCCAGCAGUUGUCCUCAAUGGUCCUUUGUUGACUUCGCUGCCUUCGCGCAAAGUCUGCCCUUCGGCGCGCCGCUGGUGGCUGUGGAGAUGGGCGGGGAGCCCCUCGACGCCUUUGAGCACCCGUCGAGGUGCAUCUAUGUUCUUGGCAGCGAGGACGCAGGCAUCGAGAGCUCGGUCCUGCAGGCGUGCCAUGCCGUGGUCUCCAUCCCGAGCCUGCGCUCCGCAAGCUUCAACGUAGCCAAUGCCGGUAGCAUCGUAAUGUAUGACCGCUUGGCAAAGGAGCGUGCGUCGCAGCUCCUGAAGCAAUGAACACAUAUCAACCGAAUAUUGGAACGACUGAGUGGCGGUUGUUAUGGCAAUGGUGGAAUUCUACGUAUACCCUGAGUUCCUGGGUGUGAGAGUGGACCAACUGUGAAUCUCAACUUUGAUGGGCUUCAUUAAUUCGUCGUCAAAGAAGAUAUUCAAGCACAUUUCACCCGUUUGCGAAACGCUAUGCGCUUUCGGUCUGCCAGGCAUCAUCCUUGAGCAGACGCCCAGCUUUAUGAAUCACACGGCUACGGUGUGCCGCGCAUCGCAUGCUAGUGUGAGGUAGCAAUAUUUAUUCUGAACGCUGGGCGGGCGAUCUCGCCUCAACGAAGAAACACUCAAGCGCCUUCCAGCCGCCACUAAUCGCCGUGCAAGGUAUUGACGCUUCGCGUGUCCCCAUGUGCCCAUUCAGAAGUGAUCACCAGGUGAGUUGUUUUGAUCACGAAAGUGCAGGCGAUUUCAGAAGACGGACAGGUG